UGAAAGUGAAACUUAGUCUGAGCACAGCAGAGCUGCAGUCGAGACAAGUCUCUCUGUUUCUCUCUUAGGAAACACCCAACUGAGCAGCAGAAUCUCUCCUAACACUGAGUGCCGAUAUGUCUGCUCCCAGCAGUCUGCUGACUGAAGAUCAGUUUCUCUGCUCCAUCUGUCUGGAUGUGUUCACUGAUCCAGUCAGCACACCUUGUGGACACAACUUCUGUAAAAUUUGCAUCACUAAACACUGGAAUACUAAUGUUCCUUGUCAGUGUCCCAACUGUAAAGAGGUUUUUAACAUAAAACCUGAGCUGCAGGUCAAUACUUUGAUCUCAGAGAUGGCUGCUCAGUUCAGACAGUCAGCUCAACAGGAAGCCAGCAGCAGCAGCUCAGAGCAACAAGUGUCCAAACAAAAAGAAGUUCCCCAUGUCUACUUAGGAUCCAAAAGAAGGACCUGGAUGUUCUUCCUGCUGUGUCUGCUGUGUGUCUUCAUGGCCUGGAUGGUUUCAGACCAAAAGAAACAUCUUGUUGGUCCUGAGAAGGAAGAAUAUGAAGCAAAGAAGGCUGAGCUGUGGAAGACAGGGGCCGAAAUUAUGCAGAUGAUACAGAAGAGACGACUGAAGAUUCAGGAGAUCAAACACUCAGUGGAGCUCAGUGAUGAAGAUGCUGAUAGAGAGAUAGCAGAAGGUGUUCAGAUCUUCACUGCUCUGAAGGAGUCUGUUGAAAGAAGCCAGGCCGAGCUCAUCGAGACAAUCAAAGAGAAGCAGAAAAUGACAAAGCAACCAGCUGAAGGCUUCAUCACAGAGCUGGAACAGGAAAUCUCUGAGCUGCAGAAGAGAAGCACUGAGGUGGAGCAGCUCUCACAGUCUGAAGACCACCUCCAUCUUCUCCAGAGCUUCACCUCCCUGAAUGAUGUUCCACCCUCCAAGGACUGGACAGAAGUCAACAUCCAUCCACCUUCAUAUGAGGGGUUUGUGAGGAGAGCUGUGACUCAGCUGGAAGAGACGCUCAGUGAACAGAUGAAGAAGCUGGUUCGGGUCGAGCUGAAGAGGGUCCAGCAGUCUGCAGUGGAUGUGACUCUUGAUCCUGAUACAGCAAAUCAUAGACUCAUCCUGUCUAAUGAUGGAAAACAAGUUCAUGCUAGUGAUAUGUGGAGGAAUCUCCCAGACAAUCUAAAGAGAUUCUUUAACUAUGUUUUUGUCUUAGCAAAGCAGAGUUUCUCUUCAGGAAGAUUUUAUUACGAGGUUCAGGUUAAAGGGAAGACUGCGUGGACUUUAGGAGUGGCCAGAGAGUCGGUCAACAGGAAGGGACAAACUCUACCAACUCCUCAGGAUGGUUACUGGACGAUAUGGUUGAGGAAUGACAAUGAGUACAAAGCUCUAGCUGGCCCUGAUGUCCUUCUCUCUCUGAAGUCUCGGCCUCAGAAGGUGGGGGUGUUUGUGGAUUAUGAGGAGGGUCUGGUCUCCUUUUAUGAUGUUGAUGCUGAAGCGCUUAUCUACUCCUUUACUGGCUGCUCCUUCACUGAGAAACUCUACCCAUUCUUCAGUCCCGAACCUCACUAUGGUGGUAAAAACUAUGCCCCUCUGAUCAUCUCUCCUGUCAGUCACUGAGUAGAACAACCAUUGGAUUUUCUUUCAUUUAAUGUAAUGGAUGUGUAUUUACUGGUGAUGUACUGAGGCUUUUUACUCAGGAGGAGUGUGCAUUAUAUUGGUGUAUACUGCAGGGUAUCAUGCAAUAUCCUUGGUGUGUAUGUUCUCAGUAUAUGGAUCGGUGUGUGUUACUGAAUGUCAACUGUAGUUUAUUUGUACAUGUAUUCUAAUAUGCGGUGUGUAAACAGGCUGUGUGCUGUCACCUGUGUUAUCUCAAAUGCCCAAGACAAAUUUCUCCAAAGGGAGAAAACAAUGAUGAGAAUAACAUAAGCCUAUUUGCUUCUUACUAAAACACACUGAUUUGAACAGCAGCGACAGACAGGACUUCAAUUUUAAAGUCUUCAGCCUUUGUAUUGAAAUAACUUGAUUUCAGCUACAAUAUGUUCAUUGAAAAUAAUUAACAAAGACACUUGCUCCCUUAUGGACUAAAUUUAAAAAGGCAAGCAUGCAGAAGCUUAAGGUUGCUUAUAAUGACUGUAUGAGGAUACUGCUCAACAAACCCAGGUGCUGUAGUGCAACUGACCUGUUUUGUAAUUCAGGGGUCAGCACUUUCCAGACAUUAUUGAGGAGUCUUAUCUACAAAUUCAUUUGUCACCUGAACAUCUCCCAGAACAGUAUUGUUAUGCUGCUGGCAAAUCCUAGGUUUACCAAUCAUCACUAUGGAAACACUGGUGUAAGUGUAUUUUAUAGAAAUGCAGUGUUGUUGUUUCUUUUGUUUUUAUUUCUCUGUAUAUCAUCAUCAUCAUCAUCAUCAUCAUCAUCAUCGUCAUCAUCAUAUACUUUAUUCAGGACACACACAAAAAAUGGUC
Perca fluviatilis (European perch) is the source of this 2452-nucleotide messenger RNA. RefSeq names its product E3 ubiquitin-protein ligase TRIM21-like. The record is from RefSeq and is a predicted model, not a curated record. Lineage: Eukaryota; Metazoa; Chordata; Actinopteri; Perciformes; Percidae. The coding region runs from base 117 to 1604 and encodes 495 amino acids. Gene Ontology annotation, molecular function: protein binding. The transcript is spliced from 2 exons.